This is a messenger RNA of Monoraphidium neglectum, 255 nucleotides long. RefSeq lists its product as hypothetical. Lineage: Eukaryota; Viridiplantae; Chlorophyta; Chlorophyceae; Sphaeropleales; Selenastraceae. The annotation marks the transcript as partial. Gene Ontology annotation, molecular function: protein binding. The transcript has a single exon. The record is from RefSeq and is a predicted model, not a curated record. Gene Ontology annotation, cellular component: cytoplasm; nucleus.
GGCCACGUGGAGCUGCUCCAGCUGCUUCUGGCGAACGGGGCCGACCCUGGCUGUGCAGAUGGCGAGGGUCGUACUGCAUUGCACCUCACAGCUGCAGGGAACUUUGAGCAGGCUCUCAGACUGGUGCUUGAGCAUGGCGCGCCCCUGAACACGCGCACCAGCGCUGGCGUCACCCCUCUGCAAUGUGCUGCUAUCGCGGGUGCGGCAAGCGCUUUGCGGGUCUUGGUCAAUGCAGGGGCCGCAGUCAACAACCAG